AGCCUCGACUGCCACUCCGACAGGGGUCCGGAGCGGACCGCAGAGCGAAACGCCAGCUGCGCAACGGAACGCAGCCUGGACCAGCACAGCUUCAGUUACGGUAUCGAGCGCACUUCAGAGCGCAUCCCGGAACGCGUCUAUGAACGGGCAUUGGAGAGGAGCCUGGACUGUCGUCUGGAGCGGAGCUCAGAGAGCACAGACAGAAGAGCGGACCGGUCUCUAGGCUACGGCUCGGAGAGGAGGUUUGUAUACGAGGACGAGCCGAGCUAUGGACGAACAGAAGAGCGCAGGUCGGGACAGGAGCGGAGUCUGGAUCACAGGGCCGAUCACUACGGCGGUGAGCGCGAGUUUGAGCGGAGGGAGUCGCGGGGCAGCCUGACUCUGACAGACACCAGCAUGUACGGCAACUCGGGCGACUAUUUGAUCUCCCCCGACCGGGAGAUCUCAGAGGAGGCGGAGCCUCAGGCGCUGCCUCUCCGUGCCUUCACCCGCCCCGAGGAGGCGGCCGACCCCACCGCCGUGUCUGGCUCCGACCCGGCCGCGCUGGCGGAGCACCGUCUGUCCCCGCCGGCCGACCACAGCCUGUCGCCGCUGCCGACUCCGACUCCGACUCCGACUCGGGGCGGUCGGGCGGACGCGGCGCCGACCGAGUCGACGGUGCGCCCGUCGGACGGCGGCUCGGAGGGCGGCGUGGCGGCGUGCUCGGGCACGGCCAGCUCGUCGUCCGGCUACCUGGGCUCGCACGGCUCGGACGCCUCGGAGCCGGGCGAGGCGGCCGCCGCCGGCCUGGGCCGCGUCAGUCUGCUGGGCCGGCUGGCCGACGGGCGCGACUCGCCGCAGCGCUCCCGUCUGCUGACCCUCUCUCCGCGCACCAGCGUCAGCGAGUGCGGAGACCUGGAGCUGGAGCUGGAGCUGACGCGCUCGGACGGCGGCAGUCCGGCGCCGGGCAGCGCCGCCGCCGGCGCGCCGCUGAUGCCGGUGCUGGAGGACGGCCUCUCGGAUGGCGACUGGGAGGACGGAGACGGGCCGGACGACUCGGAGGACGCUGCCAGCGCCGAGCCGCUCAGCCCCACGGCGGCCAGCCUGCUGCGGCGACACAUCGCCCGGCUGGAGUCGGAGCUGCGCGAGCGGCGGCCCGGCUCCCCGCCGCCGCCGCCGCCGGGGCCGCCGUCCCCGCCGAGUGCCGACCACCGCCUGGCCAACAUUACACCCACCCGUCAGCGGGAGGUGGAGGCCUACCUGUGUCAGCAGCAACAGCAGCGAGAACAGCAGCGAGAACAGCAGCUUCAGCAGCAGGAACAGGAGCAGCAUCAGUACAGAGCCCACUACCGAGGCAGCGACCUGGACCUCAGAUCAGUCGAUCCCUUAGAGGAGCCCGACACGGACCAGGAGACGGACCGACUGCUCGGACAGAACAAGUCCGCCGCCGCCGACGACUCCACCGCUGGUGACAAGAACUGGAGGAAGCCUCGACCACGUCUGCCCAAGUCGAGCACAACUGGUGACUUGGCACCCCACUCUCCCGCCAGAGGGGACAGCGCACAAAACGACCAGGAGAACAUGAAGAAAAAGAGUAAAACGAAGGAAGUGCUGAUCGAGGGCGUGCUGUUCCGCGCGCGCUACCUGGGCUCCACUCAGCUGGUGUGCGACGGUCAGCCAACCAAGGCCACUCGAAUGACACAGGCAGAGGAGGCCGUGGCCAGGAUCAAGGUGCCCAGCGGGGAGGCGCCGCCCAGCACCGAUGUCGACCUAUUCAUAUCAACUGAGAAAAUAAUGGUGCUCAACACCAGUUUGAAGGAGAUAAUGAUGGACCACGCGCUGCGCACCAUUUCCUACAUCGCCGACAUCGGCGAGCUGGUAGUACUGAUGGCGCGUCGCCGAGAGCCACCGGCCGCCGACGGGCUGGCGCACCUCCAGCAGCAGCCCAAGAUGAUCUGCCACGUGUUCGAGAGUGACGAGGCUCAGUUUAUCGCGCAGUCCAUCGGCCAGGCCUUCCAGGUGGCCUACAUGGAGUUCCUCAAGGCCAACGGCAUCGACGACCACGGCUUCGUCAAGGAGAUGGACUACCAGGAGGUGCUGAACUCGCAGGAGAUUUUCGGCGAGGAGCUGAAGAUGUUCGCUAAGAAGGAGCUGCAGAAGGAGGUGGUGGUGCCCAAGCAGAAGGGCGAGAUCCUGGGCGUGGUGAUUGUGGAGUCCGGCUGGGGCUCGCUGGUGCCCACCGUGGUGAUCGCUAACCUGGCGCCGGCCGGCGCCGCCGCCCGCUGCGGCCAGCUCAACAUCGGAGACCAGAUCAUCGCGCUCAACGGCAUCAGCCUGGUGGGCCUGCCGCUGGCCAGCUGCCAGACCUACGUCAAGAACGCCCGCCAGGCCACCGUGGUGAAGCUGACGGUGGUGCCGUGCCCGCCGGUGGUGGAGGUGCGCAUCCGGCGGCCCGACACCAAGUACCAGCUGGGCUUCAGCGUGCAGAACGGCGUCAUCUGCAGCCUGCUGCGCGGCGGCAUCGCCGAGCGCGGCGGCGUGCGCGUCGGACACCGCAUCAUCGAGAUCAACAGCCAGAGCGUGGUGGCCGUGCCGCACGAGCGCAUCGUCAGCCUGCUGGCCACCUCUGUCGGAGAGAUUCUGAUGAAGACCAUGCCCACGUCACUGUUCCGGUUACUAACCGGACAGGAGACCCCGCUCUACAUUUAGCGGCCGCAUCCCGAGUGAUAGACAGUGGCAGAUUACUGAGCAGUGGAUUGUGAAAGACCAAGAACACCAUCCGGUGAUGGCUAAACUGUACCCAACGACCGCUAGCACCAUCCAAUGGCUGAUGUCAGCCAGGACCUUUGGCAACUAUCAAUGAACACGGACUUGCGAUUCUGUUCGACAUCUCGGCGCCGUGUGAAUGCUGUCUCGGACUCGGGCGCGACUGCAUCACGUGCCGGACGUCAGUGGGACGUCAGUGUGACAUCACUAUGACGUCAGUGUGAUGUCAGGGAGUGACGCUGCUGACGUGUUGUCGGGACCGGCGGCCGUGGGUGGGAUGGGCAGUGCGGUGUCGGAGUCUCCCAGGGCCGGUGUCGGAGUCUGACAGGGCCGGUGUUGGAGUCUGACGGGCCGGUGUCGGAGUCUCCCAGGGCCGGUGUCGGAGUCUCCCAGGGCCGGUGUCGGAGUCUCACGGGCCCGGUAUCGGAGUCUCCCAGGGCCGGUGUCUGAGUCUCCCAGGGCCGGUGUCGGAGUCUCCCAGGGCCGGUGUCGGAGUCUAACAGGGCCGGUGUCGGAGUCUCCCAGGGCCGGUGGUGGUAUCUCUGCGCGGACCGCGGUCGGUGGAGCCGGCUGCGCCGUGCUGCCCGCUGUAGACGAGGGCCGACACUCGCUGUGUUCGCUGACUCGUCGGACCCGUGAGAACCAGCCUGCUGCGGCAUCAGCCGUGUCGUGCAGUGGCCGUGAUUUGUACACGGGCGGUGUGCGCGUGUGCGUGCCAUAUUUAGCGUGUGAGGGCGCGAAUCGUCAGACAGGAGAUGCUGACGUCUUUGCUUGACGUGCUGUGGAACAAUGUCACAACUUUCUGGAACGCUUGAGAUUAUCGAUACACCCCAAGCAGGGGAAAUGAUCUAUGGCGGUUUGAAAACUCUGCCGUAUACAGUGAGAUUAUUUUGCAGUUGGUGACUAGCAAUAUGCUUUAACGUCGCCAUGAACCACAAGCGCUUGCUGCAGUGAUCAGUUUUUAGAAUGGGUAGCUCUCACUCUGUGACAGGGCGCCGGCUGGUGCUGGGCGGCACACAGUGAACACAUGGCGAAUGAAAGGGACAUCCCGUGGUCCAUGGAGCCUCAUGUUUCGGUCAUAUCACGCGCUAGUUUGAUAAUUUUUGUAAUGGCGGUGUGAGCCAAGCGACUUGUGUCCUCAGUAUGGACGAGAGUAGAGAGAUUCUUUCAGCUCUUUGUAACCCUGAUUUUGAAUAAAUCACAUGGAACUGCA
Amphibalanus amphitrite is the source of this 3958-nucleotide messenger RNA. RefSeq names its product protein lin-10-like. Lineage: Eukaryota; Metazoa; Arthropoda; Thecostraca; Balanomorpha; Balanidae. The coding region runs from base 397 to 2688 and encodes 763 amino acids. Gene Ontology annotation, biological process: chemical synaptic transmission. Gene Ontology annotation, cellular component: plasma membrane; cytoplasm; dendritic spine. Gene Ontology annotation, molecular function: protein binding. The record is from RefSeq and is a predicted model, not a curated record. The transcript has 9 exons.